ACUGUUUAUCUUCUGAUCAGACUUGAUGUAACGUUACAGGAAAGCGAAGGGCUGCUGUACAGUACCGUUUAAUUUCAGCGUUCUCCUGUCAAAAAUGGGGCUUGUUUGGCCUUGUGCUCUUUAGCCAGCUGUGCAUCCUGUCUGUGUGGCUCAGCGCCAUGCCUUCUGUGUGGCUGCUGUCCCUCCUCCAAUAACUCCACUAUCACCAGGCUGGUUUUCUCUUUCUUUUUGCUGCUGGGGACCAUGGUGUCAGUCAUCAUGAUCCUUCCUGGAAUGGAGGCACAGCUCCGUAAGAUCCCGGGAUUGUGCCAGGGAGGAACUGCUUUACCCGGUGUCGAAAACCAAGUUAACUGUGAUGUCAUUGUGGGCUACAAGUCUGUGUACCGAAUGUGCUUUGCCAUGACCUGCUUCUUCUUUCUGUUCUCCGCCAUCAUGAUUCGUGUCCGUAGCAGCAAAGACCCACGUGCAGCUGUUCAAAAUGGGUUCUGGUUCUUUAAGUUUCUGAUCCUGACUGGAAUAACAGUGGGAGCUUUUUUCAUCCCUGAUGGAACAUUUAAUACUGUGUGGUUUUACUUCGGACUGGUAGGAUCCUUCAUCUUCAUUCUAAUCCAGCUUAUUCUUCUCAUCGACUUUGCCCACUCCUGGAACAAGGCAUGGGUAGAAAAUGCUGAAAAUAGUGACAACAAAUGCUGGUUUGCAGGCCUGCUGUCUUUUACCUUCUUCCACUACGCCCUGGCUUUCACUGCUGUGGUGCUUUUCUACGUUUACUACACACAGCCUGACAACUGCACAGAGCACAAGGUCUUCAUUAGCCUCAACCUUAUCUUCUGCGUCAUCAUCUCCAUUGUCUCCAUCCUACCCAAGAUACAGAAAGCCCAACCAUACUCCGGUUUGCUCCAGGCUUCGAUCAUCUCCCUCUACACCAUGUAUGUCACUUGGUCUGCAAUGACCAACAAUCCAGAUCGAAACUGUAACCCCAGCCUGUUGAGUCUAGUGUCAAACGUCAGCGCCACUGAAUCGUCUGGCAGCACCCCAGGAGUGGUGCAGUUGUGGGAUGCUCAGGGCAUCGUCGGUUUGAUCAUCUUCCUCUUCUGCACUCUCUACGCCAGUAUCCGUUCCUCCAGUAACACCCAAGUGAACAAGUUGAUGCAGACAGAGGAGGGCAGCGGGUCAGGUGGAGAGGGCGUGGUGGGAGAGGACGGCAUACGCAGGGCCAUAGACAACGAGGAGGAGGGAGUCACUUACAGCUACUCCUUUUUCCACUUCCACCUCUGUCUGGCCUCUCUGUACAUCAUGAUGACUCUGACUAACUGGUACCAACCAGGGUUGACCACGCAGACCAUGCAGAGCACUAUGCCAGCUGUGUGGGUGAAGAUGAGCUCCAGCUGGUUGGGCCUCGGGCUCUACCUCUGGACCCUCAUCGCCCCUCUCAUAUUCCCUGACAGGGAUUUCAACUGAGCACGCCUUGUCUUUGAGCUGUAUUUGGUUGUUUUGUUUUCUUGCCUAGUGUACUAGGCAGUGUGAAGGAGUAUAUAGGAAGGAUAAUAUAAAGGAAAUAUGUUUCAUUUCUUUGUAUUCUUUUUUUAAUCUCUCUGCUGUUAUUGUGUUUCUGUUGUUUUACUCUUCUCAGUAUGAUUGUUUGGUGUGAUAAUAACUACAGACUUUUGAAAGUGUAAGUGGAUUUUUUUAAUAAUUAGCCUGACCUUGAUAGGCAACUCCCAUCCAUCCCCCUGAUGUUGGUGUGAUAUGACUGUAUGAGCUCCAUUAUGAUUUUGCUGAAUUUUUGAUGCUGGUAUAUCACAAAGGCUAAGCAACAAGGCACUUUCUCAAUACCUCAGACAUUUCCGUUACAGAUCUCCUUUUGAAAGCCUGUGUCAUCAAGCUUCUCUGAUUGGCCAGGUCUGGAAUCCCCCUGAUUAGCUGGACUGUUUUAAGUGCUGGGGGCAACGAGGAGAACCCUUCUUAGGAGCCCCAGAGUGAGGUGAGUGUGAGAGUUAGAUAAGACUAAUAUGACACACCCUACAGAUCAUAACAGGGCUUCCCUUUUGCUGCUUGGCUGUAUGCAAAUCCAUGUCAUUACUCCUUGAGCCAGAGAGUCCUGAUAGACCACGAGUCUAAUCUCAGCACUUCCUCGUCUGUUCCCAACAUAGGGUAACAUUUAUCUCCGGUGCUAUGCCUUUUCCAUGUCUGACUGUGUUUGGCCUUGUACAGCCACGGGCGACAUUCUGUAUCUGUAUGGCAGUCUAUUUGCAGCAGGGAGACAUUUAUUGAUUCAUAGCAGUCAGCAUCAUGCGAUGUGUAGUGGUGCGCAUUUCAGGAGGCGAAUGCGUUAACUCCACACUACCUGUCCUCUGACAAAUGCCAUUGUUUUCCAGAAUGUUGCAGAGGGUGUUCAGUAAAAAAGAGGGGGAUUUUUAAUUGUGUACAAAACAAUAAUGACGCAUUUCAGUAAUUGUAAAAUGCAGUUAAAUGGUAUUGACUUUCAUAGUGUGUUGAUGUAAUGAUGGUACUGAAUUUUGCAUUAUAUAUUAGUUACCUCAAAUUUCAAUAUGAAUAGAAUGACUUAAAGUAAGACCAUUUAUAUUUUGUAUAGUGAGUUUGGUACAAUCCUAUGUUUCAAACCUUGCAAUGCCCACACUUAUGAAUCAGAUUUCCUGUUACGCUGCAUAUGAGUAUAGUGAAUGUGAGAAGUUGGAAAUGUUUUUUUUUUUUAAUAUUUUUUAUUCAUCAAACAUGUCAAAUGUAUUGUACAUUUUACCAUUAUCCCCCUACUAAGAGAUUAUUUAGGUAAAAUUGCCAGUGUUGGAUCAUAACAUGUACUAUUCAAAACACUAUUUCAAAAGUGCCUUUUUGUGGUCCUGUGUUCUAAAAAGAAUUUGACACUAAUACUGAUGUGUGCUUAUUAUGCCUUUCCUUUAUUGUUUUGAGUCAGUCAUUGCAUGCCAGUAAGGCAAAGGUCUAUGACAGGAAUUAAAAUUGUAAUUUAUGUAAAAACACUGUUUUUAAUAAAGAUAGAACUCUUGUCUCUCA
This is a messenger RNA of Micropterus salmoides (largemouth bass), 3030 nucleotides long. Its product is annotated as serine incorporator 2-like. NCBI's taxonomy places the organism in Eukaryota, Metazoa, Chordata, Actinopteri, Centrarchiformes, Centrarchidae. Bases 244 to 1458 code for a protein of 404 amino acids. The transcript has 10 exons. Gene Ontology annotation, cellular component: membrane. The record is from RefSeq and is a predicted model, not a curated record.